Molecule: messenger RNA, 3418 nt
Organism: Talpa occidentalis (Iberian mole)
Lineage: Eukaryota; Metazoa; Chordata; Mammalia; Eulipotyphla; Talpidae
Gene: ZC2HC1A
Product: zinc finger C2HC-type containing 1A
Exons: 10
Coding region: 71-1156 (361 amino acids)
Source: RefSeq, a predicted model, not a curated record
UGCUACGGCGAGAGUUGGGCGGCGGCGGGCUCUGCCUGGAGAAUCUCACCGACCGGGAGAAGGUGGCGUAAUGGAGGGUAUGGAAGAAAAUGGAAGUGUCCAAGUUGGAGAAUUGUUGCCUUGCAAGAUUUGUGGAAGAACAUUCUUUCCAGUGGCAUUAAAAAAACAUGGACCCAUUUGCCAGAAAACUGCCACUAAAAAACGGAAGACUUUUGAUUCAAGCAGACAAAGAGCUGAAGGAACUGAUAUUCCAACAGUAAAACCUCUCAAACCUAGGCCUGAACCACCCAAAAAACCAUCCAAUUGGAGAAGAAAGCAUGAAGAAUUCAUUGCUACCAUAAGAGCCGCUAAAGGCCUUGAUCAGGCGCUUAAAGAGGGUGGUAAACUUCCUCCUCCUCCUCCCCCUUCCUAUGACCCAGAUUAUAUCCAGUGUCCUUAUUGCCAGAGAAGAUUUAAUGAAAAUGCAGCUGAUAGACAUAUAAAUUUCUGUAAGGAACAGGCAGCACGUAUUAGUAAUAAAGGCAAAUUUGCUACUGAUAUCAAAGGAAAAGCAACUUCUCGGACACAGUAUAAGCCGCCUGCUCUUAAGAAGUCAAAUUCUCCUGGAACCACACCAGUGUCUUCACGAUUACCACAACCAAGUAGCACUAGCAAAACUGUUGUAGGUGUGCCCACAGGUAAAGUGUCUUCAGUUAGCAGCUCUUUGGGAAACAAACUUCAGAACUUAUCUCCCUCCCAUAAAGGGCUAGCAGCCCCUCAUGCAGGUAAGAUGGACAAGUUAGGCCCUCCACUUCGUACUGGAAGACAUGUGCAAAGGUUGUAUGACAGUGAUACAAAGUCAGACAGUACCAUCAAAAGACAUGAGUUCUUGCCCAUUUACAAAACUAACUUCAAACCUCGCAAUUCCACACCACCUAGUUUGGCACGAAAUCCUGCCUCAAGUAUGCUUACAAGCAAAAGGAAAACAUAUACUGAGAGCUACAUAGCCAGGCCAGAUGGAGACUAUACAUCUUCACUCAAUGGUGGAACUAUUAAAGGCAUUGAAGGAAAUUCUUCUGGACACUUACCAAAAUUCUGCCAUGAGUGUGGGACUAAAUACCCUGUGGAAUGGGCAAAGUUUUGCUGUGAAUGUGGUAUUCGAAGAAUGGUUCUGUGAGGAAAAUCCUAAAAGAAAGAGCUAAGUCCAGAGUUUAUGACUUGCUGCUUAGACAGCUAGAAUACUUCCUCUAGUUAUUUUAUGCUAAAAUUCUUCAAAAUACUUUUUUCAGCAGGUUUUGGAGCAUAAUCCUUUGGCUAUGUAAUGUAUGUGUGUAUAUAUUUGUGUACAUAUACUGUAUAUAAUAAAAUACCUGAUACCCAACUGUGCCAUUCAAGGAAAUAUUCACUUAUCUGUCAGAAAAUAGUUUUUUGUGGAAUCAUUAACUUCAAUAUUAUUUUACUGUUGUUAAAGCACAUUAAGUAUACCGCCACAAAUUCUAAAACCCUAAUGCUUUUUACCCUUCAAACUUUAUGAUGAUUAUUACUUUGAGGAAAAAAUCAGAAUAAAUAUUUUACUAUUGGUGCCUAUUCGGGUCGUAUACUAGGAUGGGAUACUUGGAACUCUGAAUGGGAAGAGAGUAUUUUUGUUAUGAUUAGUUAUAUAAGAUCAUUUUGCUGUAGAGCACUUCAACAAUUCAGUUUUUUUUUUUUUUAAAAGAGAAAAAGCUUUUAGGUCGACAUUGCCAACUAAUUGUUGUAUUAUUAUAUAAUUUAAUAUCUUUACUCAUUCUUCAGAAAUGUAAUUAUACGAUUUCCUUUUCAGAGAUACAACACUGAAAAUAUAAAUGUAUCUUAUUUUUGUUCUGAAUGAUUUUUUAAACCUUUAUAUUUGUUGACCACAUAAUUUUUCUACUUCCAAUUUCAUCUUUUUCUUCUCCAUAAUCCUACAUCUAAGAGUAGUUUCAGUUUACUGUUUCAUUUGUGAAAAGGUUGAAGAUAAAGCUAUUUAAGAUGCACAUAAUUCUUUGCAAAAAAAAAAAAAUCUUACUACCAUAUACCUGAAUUUAGAAUUUAGAAACAAGUGUUUUACUGGAUUUUGAAACAAGCUGCCUCAUUUAAUAAAUAUUAAUUAUGGUAAUUAAUCCUUACUUCAGGGCAUGCAAGUAAAAGUGCUUAGAUUUCAGCUAUUUCAAAUGUAGUUAGAUACAGUUAAGAGUAGCUUAAGAGGAUAUCUUAAUUUUUCCUACUCAUAUUUUCUUUUUAAUGUUUAAUGAUGAAACACCUUUCACAUUAUAAAAAGUCACUGGAAAAAUGUAUUGUUUUAAUGCAUAACUGAUUUGUAAUGUAUUUAAACACAAAAAAAUCAUUUUCUCUUUGAAAUACAGCUUUUAAUCAUCAGCUCAGUGUAACAUAGCAUUUUUGUAGAUCUCUGAUUGCACAACCAUAUUCUGUAAUUCAGUAGUAACUUCUGUUGAAUCAAACCUAACAGAGUUUCAAUCUUAUAUUUUAGGCAAUUUCUAGCUUCUUGUUUAUGAUUCGGAUCAUCUAUAAGAAUCAACGUAAAAAUUAAUGGCUUAGAAUUUGUUUUUGAAACUUAUCUAUCUUUAUACUUUAUAAAUUUUCAUUAGUUUUUUUGCUUUUUCAGUUUCGGAAAGGGAUAUAAACUUCAUGGAAAUUAUAAUUGUCAUUUUCUUAUAGUUUCUUCGCUUUUAAAAUUUUUGGUGUCUUAAAGUCAUAUUGGUUAGAAAAAAGUGCAUCAUCUAUAAUAAGCUGUAAUAAAUUCAGGAUAAUAAUGUACGGAUUAGAUUAUGAAUUUAGUCACUUAUGUUCUUCAUCCGACACAUAUCAUAUGAAGAACUUUAAACUCUUGUUUUAUUUAGAAACAUUAUUUUCUUUCAAAUAUUUUUUUAAGACCAUAAAAUUUUUAUCUGCCUAAGGAAGGGAUAGAUAAAUGAGUUUAAAGAAAGUGGCACAUGUUUGUUUCUCACUGAAUUUUAUAGGUUCAAUUAAAUGUAUAAUGUACCUUAUGGAGAAUGAGUUGGUAAGAAACCAUCGAAUUCCAGAGUCCAGCUAUUAUAAAGUAAGUAGGAGAAAUAUAUUUAUGAAUAAUGAAACAUUGUGACAAUGUAUUUAAGUGCAUAUAUCACUGUCAUAUAUUGUUCUCACAUUGGUUUGUUGUGCAAUAGUUUCAUUUUUAUUAAAACUUCAAUCUAUGCAUCAUUUAUCUUAAUUUUAUUUAUUUUCGCAAGUACUUGCCAGUUUGAUAGAAUAAAGAAAUGGUUGUAAGCUUAAAUUUAAAAUGUAAAAAUUGCUCUUGUAUUCUGAAAGUUAUUAGCUUGCAAAAGUAAGAUGAUUAUGGCUGCUGUUGUGUCUUGUUCACUGUUUUAUUACAAAUAAUGUCUCAUCUUUGAACCUAUUCAAUAAAGACAUGAAGCAAAAA